Messenger RNA from Poecilia latipinna (sailfin molly), 5655 nucleotides. Its product is annotated as kinesin-like protein KIF1C. Bases 599 to 4327 code for a protein of 1242 amino acids. The transcript has 28 exons. Lineage: Eukaryota; Metazoa; Chordata; Actinopteri; Cyprinodontiformes; Poeciliidae. Gene Ontology annotation, molecular function: ATP binding; microtubule binding; microtubule motor activity. The record is from RefSeq and is a predicted model, not a curated record. Gene Ontology annotation, biological process: microtubule-based movement.
CGGGGCGGAGCGGCCCGGCUCUCCGCUCGGGGACGCGCCUGCUCUCUCCUCACGCACUCACCGCCGCGCGGCCAGGCCACCGGCCAGCCUCUCAGCCUCUCUCCCCUCUGCUUCUCCUUCUCCUCUGUUCGGGCCCGGUUCUCCUUGACUCGCCCCCCUCCCGGUCGGACCGGACCGGACCCUCGGACCCCGGCCGGACCCGCUGACGGAUCACCGACUUCCAGCCGCUUCUGUCCCGGGACCCGCCGUGAUUCGCCGCCCGGCCUGCCUGGCUCCAGGUCCGGGCCUAACUUUCCCUCAGCCCGGCCCUCCGUCUUCCGGUCCCUCUGACGGCCUCCAGAACCGGACGGUGACGUCACCUGGGAAAAGUCGGCCGGGAUCCUCCGUUAGAUCCGGUUGGAGUGGGAAUAAAGUUUUAUUCUGAGCCGGACCCCCCGCCUGGCCGUCCCGGUACCGACAGGCCCGAACCCAACCGGAACCAGAACCAGGAUUGUUUGUUUACUUGUUUUGCUGCUGGAGGAAAACAUGAGGACCGAGUGAACCGACCCACGACAGGUGAGUUAUCCUCCGGUCCGGGAGGAGUGGGCGGAGCUAAACCAUGGCGGGCGCCUCGGUGAAGGUGGCGGUGCGAGUCCGGCCGUUCAACUCCAGAGAGCUGGGACGCAACGCCAAGAGUGUGAUCCAGAUGCAGGGGAACAGCACCUGCAUCUCUAACCCCAAACAGCCCAAAGAUGGAGCCAAGACCUUCACAUUCGACUAUUCCUACUGGUCACACACCACGCCUGAAGAUGAGAACUUUGCGUCUCAGAAGCAGGUGUACAAGGACAUCGGGGAGGAGAUGCUGCUGCACGCCUUCGAAGGAUACAAUGUGUGCAUAUUUGCUUACGGUCAGACCGGAGCGGGAAAAAGCUACACCAUGAUGGGAAAGCAGGAGCCGGGGCAGGAGGGGAUCAUCCCCCAGCUGUGUGAGGACCUGUUCCAGAGGACGGGUCAGAACUCGGACCCAGACCUGACCUACUCAGCAGAGGUGUCCUACAUGGAGAUCUACUGUGAGCGGGUCCGGGAUCUGCUCAACCCGACGUCACAGGGAUCCCUGCGGGUCCGGGAGCAUCCCAUCCUGGGCCCGUACGUGGAGGACCUGUCCAAACUGGCCGUGACCGGAUUCACCGACAUCCGGGAGCUGAUGGACGAAGGCAACAAAGCCCGGACGGUCGCUGCCACCAACAUGAACGAGACGUCGUCCAGGUCGCACGCCGUCUUCACCAUCGUCUUCACCCAGAGGCGCAGAGACCAGAUGACCAGCCUGGACACAGAGAAGGUCAGCAAGAUCAGCCUGGUGGACCUGGCUGGCAGCGAGCGCGCAGACUCCUCGGGGGCAAAGGGCACCCGGCUCAAGGAAGGAGCAAACAUCAACAAAUCUCUGACCACGUUGGGAAAAGUGAUAUCAGCGCUGGCAGAAAUGCAAAGCAACAAGAAGAGGAAAAGUGACUUUAUCCCCUACAGAGACUCUGUUCUCACCUGGCUGCUGAAGGAGAAUCUGGGAGGAAACUCCCGGACGGCCAUGAUCGCUGCUUUAAGUCCUGCUGACAUCAACUACGAGGAAACACUGAGCACCCUGAGGUACGCCGACCGGGCCAAGCAAAUCCGCUGCAACGCCAUCAUCAACGAGGAUCCCAACGCCAAGCUGAUCCGGGAGCUGAAGGCCGAAGUGGACCGGCUGAGGAACCUGCUGUUCUCCCAGGGCCUGCAGGAGCUGCUGCAGAACACCGUCAACAACAACAUCAGCCUGGGGGGGGCAGCAGUUGUGGCCGCCGCCCCCCCGCCGCUGACGCCGACAGCCAAUGGGAUCGCAGCUGCAGCAGACUCCGCCCCUGCAGAUUCUGUUUCUGCUGAAGCUGAAGCUCCACCUGCAGGAGACACACCUGCUGACUCCGCCCACCCCACCCAGAACGGGCAGGACGCAGAGGAGGCGGUCGCUACGGAAACCAUCAGCAAGGAGGAAGCGGCUGAGAGGCUGAUGGAAACGGAGAAAAUCAUCGCAGAGCUGAACGAGACGUGGGAGGAGAAGCUGAGGAAGACCGAGUCCAUCCGCCUGGAGAGGGAGUCUCUGCUGGCGGAGAUGGGCGUGUCCAUAAAGGAGGACGGAGGAACUCUGGGAGUUUUCUCCCCUAAAGGAACGCCUCACCUGGUGAACCUGAACGAAGACCCGCUGAUGUCCGAGUGUCUGCUCUACUACAUCAAGGAAGGAUUCACCAGGGUUGGACAGCAGGACGUGGACAUCAAGCUGUCUGGACAAUUCAUUAAAGAAAUCCACUGUGUGUUUGUCAGCGAGACCAACGACCAGGGAGAAGUGGUGGUCACUCUGGAGCCGUUGGUGGGAGCAGAGACGUAUGUGAACGGGAAGCAGAUCACCGAGGCGGUCGUCCUGAGACAAGGUAACCGCAUCGUGAUGGGGAAGAACCACGUGUUCAGGUUCAACCACCCGGAGCAGGCGAGGCUGGAGAGGGAGCGCAGCGUCACGGCUGAGCAGCAGGGGGAGCCAGAGGACUGGAACUACGCCCAGAAGGAGCUGCUGGAGAAGCAGGGCAUCGACAUCAAGCUGGAGAUGGAGAAGAGACUGCAGGACGUGGAGACCCAGUACCGCAAGGAGAAGGAGGAGGCCGACCUGCUGCUGGAGCAGCACAGACUGUACGCAGACAGCGACAGCGGAGACGACUCCGACAAACGGUCCUGUGAGGAGAGCUGGAGGCUGAUCUCCUCCCUGAGGGAGAAACUUCCUGCCAACAAGGUGCAGACCAUCGUGAAGCGCUGUGGCCUCCCCAGCAGCGGGAAGCGGCGGGAGCCCCUCCGGGUCUACCAGAUCCCCCAGAGGAGGCGGAUCAGCAAAGACCCCAAGCGGGUCACCAUGGAGGACCUGAGGAUGCAGGCCGUCAAGGAGAUCUGCUACGAGGUGGCUCUGGGAGACUUCCGCCACUCGCGUCAGGAGAUCGAGGCGCUGUCCAUCGUCAAGAUGAAGGAGCUCUGCCGCAUGUACGCCAAGAAGGACUCCAACGAGAAGGAGAGCUGGAAGGCCGUGGCCCAGGACGUCUGCGACACGGUGGGCAUCGGAGAGGAGCGCAGCCCCCCCACCGAGGAGGGCGGCGGCGGAGAGACGAGCGAGGGAGGGCAGAAGGGAAAGGUGUACGACCUGAAGGCUCACAUCGACAAGCUGACGGACAUCCUGGAGGAGGUGAAGCUGCAGAACAACAUGAAGGACGAGGAGAUCAAAGCCCUGAGAGACAGGAUGAUCAAGAUGGAGAGCAUCAUACCUGUCCAGGACGACGACAUGAACGGAGAAGGAGUCGAGUCGGCGCAGAGGGAGGGAGGCGGCCUUGACGACACCAACGACCCGCCAGAGGUCAGAGUUCAGCGCCUCAUGGACGAGGACCCGGCGUUCAGGAGAGGGCGCCUCCGCUGGCUGAAGCAGGAACAGCAGCGCAUCCAGAACCUGCAGAAGCAGAACAUCACCAAGAAACUGCGAGGACAGAACCAGAACCCAGGUCAGCUGACCCCCACCAUCCCCGUCCAUCUUCCCGGUACCGGCCGCUUCAUCCCCCCCCAGGAGUGCAAGCUGAAGUUCCCCUUUAAGAGCAACCCGGCCCACCGGUUGUCAUGGGGACCGGCCAGCGAGGCGCUGCAGGCUCUGGGUCUGGGCGGCGAGGGCGGGGGGGCAGAGGAAGACGGUGGGGGGGGCCAGGAGAACGACGGGGGCUCCCCCACGCCGCCCCCGCUCCUCCCCCUCCCUUUCCCUACACCCCCCCCACGCAUGCGCACGCCCAGCCCUCACCGCGCCUGGCAACAGCGUAACCAAGGCAACCAGGGCGGCUUCCACCACAACCAGCCGGGCAACAACCAGAACUACCAGCGGCGACAACGCCGCGGCUCCCUGGAUGGCUCCGCCCACGGCGGUGAGCAGGGCGGGGGUGGGGGCGGGGGCGGCGGCGGUCACCAGGGGCGACCGCGGCAGCGCAGGGCGGCGUCGCCCGGCGGGGAGCGAGGGGGCCGGCCGGGGCCCCGGGGCGGCAGCAGGGACAGAGAGGGGGGCUUCUACUACAACCAGCGGCAGCACCAUCAGUUCCACCCACACCCGUACUACAACUCCCAGAAUGCACCAUUCCAGCCUCAGCCCAACUACCACAGCCUGCCGCGCUCCGGCCCCCUGCCCCUCCACCCCGACAUGCUGCUGGGGGCGGGGCCUCCGCCCGCCGGAUGGGGCUUCAGCACGCCGCCCAGGAUGAGGCGGCAGUUCAGCGCCCCCGACCUGAAGAACAAGGAGAACGUCAUGUGACCCCGCGCAGGCCUCUGAUUGGCUGCGGAUCCUCAUGCUGUAGAGAACAGACCGAGCGUGUGUGUGUGUGUGUGUGUGUGUGUGUGUGUGUGUUUCAGCACCUUUAUGAAACAAAGUGUCUGAGGUCACGUCUGUCCUGCUGUUUGGGUUUUAACCGUCGCUCAUGUCGGGUUUUAUCUUAACCUCAGCCGUUGCCUAGGCAACAGGAUCCAUGUCUCAUAACCGCUGGUUUAGUCUGAUCAAGUUCUGGUUCUGGUCCGGUAGACGGUUCAGUUCACAGGCAGAAGAACUGAAAUGUUAGAGCUGAACUCCCUGGAGCUUUUUCCCAUCAUGCAGUUCAAAAUGUUCAGUUUUCCCAAAGCGUUCGUCCUGACGGCGUUUCUGCUCUGAUGCGCUACAUGAAGAGCUGGCGCCUCAUUCGAUUUUUCCCAUUUCACCUGAACGCUGCGUAGCCAACAGCUGCAAACCAAAGAAAGCCGCUCUGUGGCGACCCCUGCAGGUCCCCAGAGGGCAUGACGUGUGCAGGAAGUGUUUGUUUUCGGAGAGGAGCACGUUGGGCGUUACUGAGCUGUGUGUAUAUCUGAAGUUUAUCUUUCUGUUUUUAUUUGUUUUUAAUGGAGAUGAAUUUUAAAAGGAAUGAAAUGUGCUGACGGUGCGUUCAAUGUCACAGGCAAUCAUGGGAAACGAGAGAAUAAAGUCUGAGUUUGGGAGAGAGGAGGAAGGACUGGGGUUCAUGUAGGGUUAGCAGGAGGGGAUUCUGGGAGAUGUAGUGAGAUACAGAAGGCAGUGGAGGUUUGAUGAAUGUCUGUUAAAUAUGUGGAGGUUAAAUCCACUCGCAGCAAAGUAUUCUGGGAGAGGAGCACCAAAGUGUUUGAACGAACCAAUAGGAGCGCUCCUUACUGCAUCGAGACGACAAAACAAAACGUUCUGGUUGGUCCAAACAGUUCCCGCCACGGAACCAACCAAUCACAGGACAAUCCUGAAACCUGCUUCUGCCUCCGGGCCUGAUGGGAAACGUAGUUUCCUCUUUCUGCUUUUUAAACGUUUAUUUCCAGUUUGAGCCUCUGAUUGGCUGUUUUAUUUUGUGUAGUCAUUUGCUUUUUGUGCUGCGUAUCUUAGCCCCGCCCACAUCCUCGGCCAUGAGUGAUGAUGUCAUCAUCUGUCAUGGUUAUGAUUAUUAUGUCAUGAUUAAUGUUUGGUUGUUGGGAUGCUGCUACAGGAGCUCCGCCCUGUAUCUUCUGCUCUGUGUGUGUGUGUGUCUGUCUCUGUGUGUGUGUGUGUGUGUGUGUCUCUGUGUCUCUGUGUGUGUGUGUCUCUGUGUGUCUCUG